AUAGCUCUCUUCCCCGAUGAUUCUCAAGUCUCGACCUCCGCUUGCCCAUCUCUGAAAUCUCAAAGCUCCAUUAAACCUUGAAAUCGAAGCAAAGAUGUCUGGGAAAGGCGCCAAAGGUUUGAUAAUGGGAAAAACGCCAGCCAACAAGGACAAGGACAAGGACAAGAAGAAGCCCGUUUCUCGUUCCUCUCGUGCUGGUCUUCAGUUUCCUGUUGGUAGAAUCCACCGUCUUCUGAAGACAAGGGUUUCAGCGAAUGGGAGAGUUGGGGCAACGGCUGCUGUAUACUCUGCUGCUAUCUUGGAGUACCUGACUGCAGAAGUUCUGGAGCUGGCUGGUAAUGCAAGCAAGGAUUUGAAGGUAAAGCGUAUUACACCCAGGCAUCUACAACUUGCUAUUCGUGGUGACGAAGAACUUGACACCCUGAUCAAAGGAACAAUAGCUGGUGGUGGUGUGAUUCCGCACAUCCACAAGUCUCUCAUCAACAAGUCCUCCAAGGAGUGAUAUUGUUAUUUGUUUUCUGUAUUGUUAACCUUGAGAGUGGAUUUAUGUGUACAUUUUGCUGAUAUCUUAUUGAUUGUUUAUGGUCCUUUUUUGGGCUGGCAAUAAGUAACUGCCCAUUUCCUGCGAUGAAGUUUCUUUUCCUAGUUGAAAAAAAGAUGGUAGACAUUGGGGUCGGAUAUGGUUGUGCUAAUUUAUCAAAACAAAUUGAUGUCCUGUCUGGAAGAUUGGUAUUUUGCAUUGCCUUUUUAAUGUAUUAGGCUUUUCCAUUGAA
This is a messenger RNA of Humulus lupulus (European hop), 773 nucleotides long. RefSeq names its product probable histone H2A variant 3. The coding region runs from base 95 to 502 and encodes 135 amino acids. The transcript is spliced from 2 exons. Gene Ontology annotation, molecular function: structural constituent of chromatin; protein heterodimerization activity; DNA binding. Lineage: Eukaryota; Viridiplantae; Streptophyta; Magnoliopsida; Rosales; Cannabaceae. The record is from RefSeq and is a predicted model, not a curated record. Gene Ontology annotation, cellular component: nucleosome.